Messenger RNA from Cinara cedri, 20425 nucleotides. Lineage: Eukaryota; Metazoa; Arthropoda; Insecta; Hemiptera; Aphididae. The record is from the annotation of a GenBank genome assembly.
CUUUUUUAGAUAUUUUCUCUGUGUGGAAUUUUCAUCUGUAAAAUCGUGUUUUGACGAUUCAAAAUUUUCAUGCAAUAACUCUAUCCAUAGUAUAUGAUCGAAGCCCUAAUAUCAUACUCAUGGAAAUAUUAGCAAUUAUAUACCAAUGAUAUUUUUUCGGAAUAUUACGCAUUUACUUUUCGGAUAAUUACAGUCCAGAUAAUUGUAUUCCGAGAUUUUACGUUCUAUUUUACAGAUUAUUAAGUCCCGAAUUUUUAUAGUCCUCUAUCGAAAUACAUAGGAUUUAUAUUUUGAUUUUUCAAGUUAAAUCGUAUUUAAAUAAGUUGUAAUCACGUUUUGCUUAUGUUUCGUUAAUAUGGUUAAACUACUAAACUAGUUGUGUAAAUUGUGUUCUUUAGUUAUUUUGAUAAGGUGAUAACAGUUAUUUAUUUGAAAAAUUUUUGUUAUACUUCUAAGUUCUAACAUUUGUAAUUGAUUUUUAUUCGACAUUUCAUAACAAGACGUGUUUAUUAUAGUAUUACACUAGAAUUUAGAAUUAAUGAAAUACACGAGUUACUAAAUAGUAUAUAAAAAUGGAAGAAGCACAACAGUUAUUGCAAGAGCUGGAAGACGCAGGCAAAAUAAUACUCGUGAGUCGCUUUUUAGAUCUGGUUCAUUAAAUCUUUUUAACAUUUUAUCUUAAAUCUAAAUUGGGUAUAAAUUUAAAAUUAAUUUAAAUUAUUAUUCGAUGUUGCUGAACAUUUUAAUUUUCACAGAGUGGACCUCAAGUAGUAACAGAUAGCCAGCGUAGUGCUGCCGAAAUGAUAUUUAUGAGAUUCCGCAAGACCUAUAUGCCAUAUACAAUAUGUCUGUAUAUUUUUGGUAAUAUAUAAUUUAAUUUAAUAUUUUUAAAAGUAUUAUUUAAUUUAUUUUUGUAGGUAUGACCUUAAACAAUAAAUACAAAUUCAAUAGAGUUAUAAGUAGUUAAUAAAAAUUAAGUGGUAACCAGUAGUGCACAAAUAGGGUUGCAUAAUGGGCAAUGAGACACGGGCCUAUAAUAUUUAGGGGCUCCAUAUCAGAGCUAAAGGCAUUAUUUUGAAUGAAUAGGAAGGUGAAUAAAAAAUAGGUGAUACACUAUUUUUACUUAUUAAGUAUUAUGGGUGUAUAAAAAUAGGCAAUGACCCUUUUUUUAUUUUUUGCUCCAAUUUGUGAUAAUAAGAACCCAACUUUCCUUAAACUUGGCCUCUGAUUUAGUAAUCUUUUGCCGAAGGCAUUCAAAGUUCUAGUUAUAUCACUCGUGGUAACAAUGUGGUAUUUCUCUGUUUGCAUCGCUGUAUGUCCAAGUUCAGCCAUUGGUUACUUUUAUCUGAUAUCAUGUACAGCUCUUUAUGAGUGCUAUUGAACAUUGCUUAUUACAAUAUAAUUUAUUGUUUGAAGCCCAACUAAACAAUUUCACUCCAGAUUAUGUCUUAAUCAGUUUAUAUCUGGUUUAGUCUGGUCCAUAGUUUUUGAGGAGUUUCGACCCUGGCUGAGUUAAUUGGGUGAUUCUUUUAUCAUUAAACACUCAUUAUUUCAAAAUGUAUUGACUUUAUAUGAAAUUUUUUUUUUGAAAACUUAAGAAACAUUUCUAAAAUGUUAUCAUUUAUUUUUCACCAUUAAUUUUUUGGGAGUGAAACGGCUACCUACUUUUGAUUUUCAAAAAGCAACCUAUAUUGAAAAUGCCUUAAAUAGAUGGAGUAUUAAAUAAAAUCUUUGAUUAUCAUCAAUCCAUUGAAGAGAUAUUCCACUUUUAAGUUAAGGUCAGAGGAGGAUAGUUGUGGUGUAUUAUUAAAACACCCCACGCCACCAUUCAAAUGGUGCUCCACUACUCACUCCCGAUUCAAACACAAAAAUAGAAUAUCUCGUCAAUAAAUUGAUGGAAAUUAAAAAUUUCAACAUCAAAAUUUAUUUUAACUAAUUUAUGUGAUUUUUAAUAUAAAAUUAAUAAUCGAAAAUUAAAAGUAUUUAUUCUUUUUACACUCAAAAAUUAGGGUGAAAAAAAAAUGUAAAUGUAGAGCUGCUUGUUUUUAAAUUUUCUUAAAAACUGAUUCCAAAAAAGUCAAUACUUUUCUAGAAAAUUAGUGUUGAAUAAUAAAAGACUCACCGGUAUGCACAUAUCUCAUUAGACUUCCAUCUUUUGGGAGGUUACUUUUCUUCUUUUUAUGUAUUUGGCUAAAAGAGUUUUUGUGAAUUUAUUAAAGCUAAUCUUUAUAGAAACAGGUGUCAAGAUUUGACUUGUGGUUUCUCAAUUCUAUAUUUGUGGAUUAGCAAGGUAGUACUUUUACUAAGUUUUCCUGCAGUCUUUAACUUAAUGUUUUACCUACAUAUGUGUGAGGAGGGGGUCAGAAUAUUUGUAAGUACGAUUAUUAUCCAAAAGAAAACCCCAAAAUAACUUUACUGUCAAUAAUUAUAAUAAUUAAAAUAGUUUAUAGAUAUACUUCAAUUUUAUUUAUAUGUAUAAAUUAUUAUCUAAUCAUUGUAAUCGGUAUGGUUUUUUAGUCUAUAGAUUACAAACGAAAUAACAAACAUUAAAGAAAAAUAAUUUGUUGAAUAUAAUUGUGUUAUCUUCUCUCUCAAGGAAAGCCCGUAUUACUAUAAUUUUAGUUGCCAAAUAUUCCUAUUUCAUAAGCUAUCAAUAUAUAUUCUAAAAUCAAUUGUUUAGAGCAAUAAGUUAUGGAAUUAGGAAAUACAUUGGAAUUUUUUUUACAGCAUUAUCCAGUAACAUACGCAAACUAACUGACUCGAUACAAUAAUAUAUAUUUUUUUUACACUUUUUAGAUUUUGAGUGUAUUCGCUACACUCAGAAGUACUCUAAUAAGAAAUUAGAUAAGGUAAACCGGUUUAUUUUGUUGGUUGGUUUAUUAUUUGAUUCUGAUUUGUCAUCAUGGUGCAAAAUUUUUUAAACCGACUUAGUUAGAAAUUUGUAAAUAAUUAAUACAUUAGUUUGCCCCCAUUCCCAGCUAAUUUUGCUAUCACUUAUUUUAUUAUUAUCAUAUUGUUAACAGUCUACAAACCACCCCCAUUAAGAAUCAAAAUUAAUUUUAAUUGUGACUGCUAUAACUAGUUAGGUUAGGUUAAGUAGUAAUAACAUAUUCAACAUAUACAAUAAGUAAUAAGCAUUUACUUUCAGUCUCAUCAUCACUAAUAUUAUUAAAAAUGUUUUCUAUAAUGUCCAGUGUAAUGCAUGAAACAAGAAAAACUAAUGUACAAAGCACAAUUUUAAUAAUUAUUAUAAUAAUAAUAAUAGUCGUGAUAAAAUAUAAAUUGAUUUAUUGCAUGUGAUAAGUAAUUAACAAUAAGGGGUAAAGAUGGAGUGUGUGGCGGGAACAAACCAGAAUCGGUAAUUCUCGACCACUUUGGUUAAAGAAAAAGUAAAUUAGUUUUUCAUAUUUUUACACCUAUUUACUCUAUCAAAUUUUAUGUAAAGUUUCUAUUACUUAAAAUAUUUUCCUGAAAUGUCAGCAACAAUUUACUGGGUAUAAUCUUGGUUAAUUGAAGUAGUAAUCCAUGAUAUUAAACUUUAUCAUAUGCUGCCGUUAAAUUCAGUUUUUUUACUAUUGUUAUAUUCUUUGUACAAGUAGGACUUGAUCCCAACAGUCUCUGUUAGGUUAGAACCAACUUAGAAUAUUUUUCAACUAUAGGCUCUAUACACUUUAAGAUAACUUUUUCCAUUCAUUUAAAUAUAUAGGAGAAGAGAGAUAUAGGAACAGUAACUUUUAGGAUAGUUAUAUAGUUUACAUGGCUUUAGUAUAGCUACAACAUGAGUUUUUUUCAUAUUUGGGGAAUGAGCCAGACUUGAAUAUUUUUGUAGUAAACGGUUGUAAGCCAACUUAAGGAUUUAGGUUUUUAUUGUGGUUUUUUUCAACUAUAUUUUGAAUUUUUAUCAAACAUUGCCACAAUGGCUUGGACUUUGAUUGGUUGCUGCAUAUCUUUAUUUGUAUUUUUCCCUCUAGAUGUUUGAGCAAGCCUCACUGCUACUUUUAUCUUAUAAAGUCAUUCAUUAAUUUUGAUUCAUCUCUGCCUCCGUGCACUGUUUAAGAAAGCCAUAAGUUUCCUUGCAUUCUCUGUAGAUUGGUUUUAUAUGAUAUCCAUAUAUCUGUUCUGGAUUCCUCGGUCUAUCGUGAGGUAAAUAACAUUUCUGAUAGCCUCUAAGUGUGACUUAAUCAUGAUAAUAUCCUAUAAAACAUUUCAUGCUGCUAGGAGUCUUGGAAUAUGAUAUUCAUUACCAAUUAUACCAAUAUUUCAUUUAGCUAUACAUUUAUCUCACAACUUUUUUUUAUAGUAUAAUAAGCUAUUUAUUAUACUUAUUCUAUCAAAUUAUUUGUACGAUCAGAGUGACUUAUACCAUCGUCUGAGUUUUUGAUAGUGCUGUUUAAAAGUUUUGUAUUUUCAUUUAUAUUGUGUGAUUACAGUAUGUAAUGGUUGAUGGUCAGAUUGUUGACUAUUGGUUGACUUAUCUAUUCUGUGAAAGAAUAGUGUGAGUAACAGAGUUGGCCAGAAGAAGGCUACAACAUAUAUUGACAAAAAUCUUCAACGUUUUAAUUAUUGUAUAAAUGUAGUUGAUAAUUCUGUGUGCAUAUUUUUUAAUUUGAUUUAUUGUUUUUAAAUUAGUUUCUAUUUUACUUAACAAUUAGUAACAUUCAAAUAUUUGAUUCCAAAUUCAACUUUUUGAUUACCUGGGUAAUUGCAUUGAAAAUUGACCUUUUUUUUUACUUUUCAAACUAUAUAUGAUAUUAAUUAUAAGUGUAUACAUUUUGUAGAUCACAGUAAAGACAAUUAUGUAUUAUUUGAAGUAGUGGGUACAUUGAGAGAUGCGAUCCUUCGAGAUUGGACUUUACUAUCCAAGGAUCAAAAAACAGAGCUUCGGCAAUAUUUAUUUCAAUUUAUGAUGCGUGAGCGAACAACCAUAGAAUUGUAUGUUAGAAAACGAAUACUACAGGUAAUUAAUGGUUGUAUAUUAAAUAAUAUUACAGUGGAAUAUUUGGUUAUAGUUGAUUUUUCGUUAGUUUUAUAUUCUAUAAUCAUUUAAUAUAACUAAAAAUAUUGGAAAUAAUAGGUAGUGAUACUUUUAGUAUUCAGUUGAAAAUUUAUUUCAGUUAUGUAUAUAUGUAGUACAAUUUUAAAAAAAACUUGUAAUAUUCUAAAUUUCAUAUAUUUAUUGUAUAAAUUAAAAUAAAAUUUUGUAUUUUAAAUAUUAAAUAAUAAAUACUGUGAAACUAUUCAUUUUUAUGUAAUUAGUUUUGUUUUCUUUUAGUCUUAGGAAGAAAUUGUUGUAUCUUUUAGUUUAAACAGGUUCAAAUAACAUUAGCAAUAUGUUUAUAUUUGUGUGCCGAAUUUGACUUGAUUUUAUCGUAUGUGUGUAUAAUUUACAUUUUAUAUUUAAUAGGUUAUUGCAAUUAUGAUUAAAAGAGGUAGUGUUGAAGAUAAUGGCCAUGAAAGAGAACUUAUUUUAGAUGAAGUGGAGAAAUUAAUUCUUAAUGGUGAAGAAGAAGAGGUAAAAAUUAAGUUAAAAUGUUUAUAUGUAUUCCUGCAUAUUCAAAUAAGUUAACAUUAUGUAAGGUGGUUCUUAAUAUUCUUUUCUUUAUAUAAAUAUUGCAUUAUUACUAUGCCUAUUUUUUCAAUGCAUGUGUGAACAUAGAAAAACAGUUGAGUAAUUUACCAAAUCAUACAUUGGAAUUAUACAAAUUGAGACUUUAGCUAAACAAUUAUAUUAUAUAAUAAUAUUUUCUGUUAAACACAAAUCCUUGAACAUUCAAUUUGAGGUUCAUUAUAAGUUUAACUUAAUGUUAAAAAAAAAAAGUUGAAUAUAAUGUAGCAGUUUUUUUUUAUAAGCUUUUUUAAGAUAAUAUUUUGAUGAAAAUUGUAAAAUAAUGUGUAAAUAUUACAGAUUUUAAAACAUGUAUAAAAGAACUUCGUUCAGAAUCGUUAAAAAAGAACUUCAUUCAAAUAUUAUGUAUAUCUUCUUCUUCUUCUGUGGCUAUUUACAGGCUUUUUAGGCCCAUUACCACAACAACAUAUUGUCUCCAGUCUUCUCUAUUUUGUGCUGUUUCUUCAGCAUUCCUUAUUCCUAACCUCUUUGUGUUUGGUUUCCAUGUAGUUAUUUGUCCGAUUAGUCCUUUUGAUCUCCAUACAUGUCCAGCCCAGCCUAUUCGUGCGCUUUUCAAGAUCCCUACAAUAUUGGUUUCGUUAUAUAAUUCUUCUAAAUUUUUAUUGCUACGUAUUUCAUAUUCUCCUUCUUUGUUUUUCUUUGGGCCAAAUAUCUUUCUCUCAAAUACUUCUAACUUUUUUUGAUCUGACUUUGUCGUCGCCCAAGUACUGCUUGCAUAUAGAGCUAUUGGUCUGACUAGAACUUUAUAUAAUGUUACUUUGGAUUUCCUUGAUAAUAGUUUUGAUUUGAACAAUGAUAAUAGUCCAAAGUAACACCUGUUUGCUGCGAUGAGCCGUCUUUUCACAUCUUUGUGGCAGUUAGCAUCUUCAUUAAUAUCUGCACCUAAGUAUUUAAAAUUUCUUACCCUUUCAAAUGUGUACUCAUUUACUUUCAAGAAAUCCGAUCUGUGAUUUUGUCUAGAUACUAUCAUGUAUUUUGUCUUUGUCUCAUUAAUUUUUAGGCCAAUUUUUUUCCCUUCCUUCAGCAAUAUANUAUCAUCCGCGUAAGCAACUGCUGUUAGAUGUUGAUUGUCUUGUAUUUCUAUGCCCUUAGCUUGGGAUAUAACUGUCCUCAUAACUGAUUCUAGGGCGAUGUUGAACAGUGUAGGUGAUAAAGCGUCACCUUGUCUAAGACCAGUCGUUACCUGAAACUCCUCUGAUGAUUCUCCUCCGAAACUUAUUUUACUUUUUGAAUUAUACGUACACGAUUUUAUUAAUCUGGUUAACUUGGCUGGUAUUCCUAACUGGUCCAUGACUUCCCAUAGUUUGUCUCUGUUGAUUGAGUCAUACGCUGCUUUGAAGUCAACAAAUAGUAGAUAUGUGUCUUUAUUGUAUUCGUAACUCUUCUCAACAACUUGUUUUACAAUGUGUAUUUGAUCUAUUGUUGAUUUUCUUAGCAUAAAACCAGCUUGGUACUCUCCAAUUAUUUCUUUGAUGUAUGGGUUAAUUCUAGUCAGUAGUAUGUUGGACAAUAGUUUUUAUGAAGUAUUGAGUAGUGAGAUCCCUCUGUAGUUUUCACAUUCCAUGAUGUCUCCUUUUUUGUGUAUAGGGCAUAUGAUGGAUAUACGCCAUGCUUCGGGUAUCUCCUCUUGUUCCCAGAUUGUGUUCAUAAGUUUGUGGAGUUGGUUCAGUAGACCUUGGCCUCCCGUUUUUAGGCAUUCAGAUACUAUUUCAUCAUCUCCCGGUGCUUUCCCGUUUUUUAGCAUAUCUAGUCCCAUCUUCACUUCGUCAUCUGAUGGUUUUUCAAGCUGCUGUUCUACAGUAGAGUAUUGAAGUAUGGCGUUAUUUUCAUUUGGUUGGUUUAACAAUUUUUCGAACAUAUCUUUGAAUUCACUCACAAUUUCUUUACUCUCCGUUAGUAAGGAUCCAUCAUGCUUCUUCAUAACUGUUGGUCUAAUUUGAUAUCCACGUUUAACUUCAUUUGCUUUUUCGAAAAAUAUUUUGGAAUUGUUAUUCCUGUUGUUCUCUAUGGUGUGUACCCGAUCUUUUUCUCAUAACCUCUUAUUCAUUCUGAUGACCUUUUUUGCAUCCCUUUGUUUUUGUGCUAGUAGUCUUUUAUUGUCUUCACUAGGGUUCUGUACAACUUUUGUUCUUGCUUUGUCUUUUUCCUCUUGAACAGCUUUACAUUCAUCGUUAAACCAUAUUUUCUUUGUCUUUUUUGGUAUGUAUCCAAGUACUUCCUUUACUGUUAUUUUGAUUGCUUUCUCUACCUUUUCCCAGGUUUCAUUCAGGUUCGUCAUUUCUUGUAUGUCUCGUAAUUUUAUCGAUAUUUUUACUUGGUACACUUCAGCUGUUGUUAUCUUCAGUAUAUCCUUAUUAAUUUUUUCUCCAUUUUGUUGAUAUUCUGAGUUUGAUUUUCGCUUUCACGAGGAAAUGGUCCGACAUCGCACUACUCCCUCGCAUACUUCUUAUAUCUUUGACACAUGAUUUUAUCCGGUUGUCCACUAACAUGUGAUCUAUUUGAUUUCUUACUAACCCACAUGGGGAGAUCCAUGUUUGUUUGUGUAUAUUCUUAUGAGGGAAGAACGUGUUACUUAUUAUCAUAUUUUUGUUUGUGGCAAAAGUGAUUAGUUUGUUUUCAUUGUCGCUCGUAAUUUCGUGAAGGCUUUCGUAUCCAAUUGUUGGUUUGUGUAUGUUUUCCUUUCCAAUCUUCGCAUUGAAGUCCCCUAGUAUUAUUUUCGGCUUACCAAUCGGUAGGGUGUCACACACCAAGUCUUCAUAAAAUUUGUUUUUUAUGUCAUCACUCUUAUCUUCUGUCGGUGCAUAACAGUUAAUUAGGAACAUGUUGUANUUAUCCCUUAUUACGAAACCUACCCCGUAUUCAUGUUUAUCUCCACCACUGUAUAAUAAUGUAUUUCCUUGAGAUUUCAAGCUACCUGAGUUUGUCCAUCUCACUUCUUGAAUCGCAGUUAUAUCCAUCCCAUAUCGCUCAAGACACGAUAGGGAUGUUGUCAAAGCUCCAGCCCUAUACAAAUAUCGCACGUUCCAGGUUCCAAUGUUGAUGUCCGUUAAAUCUUUGAUCCGAGGCAUAUUAUGUUGUUUCUUAACAUCUAUUUUUUUUUACGAGGUAGGGUUGUCAGCCCUACGCUCAACCUCCAACCUGGAGGGCCAGUCCACACCAACUAAUUAAAGUCAGUGUGGGGCUAUUGCAACACAUUUUUUGAUGUGCUGGGCGAUGGACGCGCCACUUUUCCUACGCCAACAUAUUAUGUAUAUAGUAAUGUAAAAAUAAGUUCCCAAGAUGCUAUUAUGUCAUCUCUGUUUAAUUGUUCAAGAAUAUACAUAAAAUCAAAAUAAUAUAAAAAUGGUAUAAACUUAUUUAUACUAUUUAAUUCUAUUAUUGAACAAACUAUCACGUUAGUUAUACUUUGUUAAACAUAUUUUGUUAUUCAUUAAUUUUCUUAUACAUAUUUUAAUUACUUGCAGCAAAUUAUAGGUUGCUCUUUUAUUUUGGCACUCAUGCAAGAAUAUUCUACUACAGUUAAAUCUGCUGAUGUGGGGUUAACUUGGGAAUCUCAUUACUCUGCAAAAAAAGCAUUUGAGGUAAAAUUCUAUUACAUUCUUUUAAAUAUUUUAUGUUUUGUACAUAAUAGUAAUGUUUUCUUUAUAUUUAUGUUUAGGCUCGAGAUUUGAAACGUAUAUUUAUAAUUUGCACACGUGCUAUAAAUGAAGUACAAAACAAUCCACAGUUUUCAGUUUCAUCAAGUUAUGUGAUAAAUGUUCUUGAACAUUUAUUAAAUAUAUCUGAAUCUGUACUGGUGUGGGGAUUUAUUUCUACAAAUAAUAUCCUUUUUGUACUGUUAAUGUUUUUUUAUUAUAACUUAUAAUUAAAUAUUUUGUGUGAAUUUAAAUAAGUAAAUGUUAUUUUUACUUUGUUUUAAAGUAAAAAUUUAAAUGAUUAAAGGUUAUUCCAUUUUAAUUGUUACAAUGUUUAAUGUUUAUAAUGUUCCUUAAUUAAAAAAUACUGCCUAGAUAUUUGAUAGGUAUGUUUGAAGGAAUAUACAACUCUGAAAAUAGCCCUACUUUGAAGCUUGGUUCGGAAUGGAAAGAUAUCAUAACCAACCCUAGCACUAUUGAUAUAUAUUUUAAUGUAAUUUAUAUAAUAAUUAAUUUUUUGUAAAUGUAUAUAUUUUAGAUUCUGAGUAGAGCGAGGAAUGUAUUGGUUUUACAAUGACAUUUAUUAUUAUUUUUUUUAUUGGUGAACAAAUUUUCUAUCAGAAAUCAAUGUAACAUUUUUCGAAAGGAAAUUUUCCUGGGGUAUGGGUACUUUUGUACAUUUUUUGAUUUUCUCAGGGGUUUUCAUAACGAAUGGGGAAAACAGGAAAAUGUGUGAAAUGUAUUAUUUUCAAAUUGUAAAUAUUACGGCCUUUCGAAAUAUGUAUUACCAAACUCUACUCAGAAUCGUUUUUCUUUAUAAAUGAUAAAUUGUUGCGUACAGAUAUACAUUAAAUUUCUAUCUUCCCAAUUUCUCAACUACAUCAGUUACCCGUCUAUCGUGUGAAGUAUUUUCGUUUUUUUUUUUUAAUCAUAAAUUAUAAUGUUCUAAUAUUUCCAGAUUUAUUGGAAAGUAAGGGAUAUUUCUCAUAUUGCAUAUUAUGGUUUGAAUUGUCUUGUACAAUUAUCUUCAAUCAAUGGUAACAUUUGGGCUGAUACAAAUGAACGAAUGAAAUAUAUGCAAAAUUACAUAGAAUAUUUUAUAAAACUAGUAUCUACGUAAGUAGAUGAUUAUCUCUCGUUUAAAAAAAAAUUAUGAUUUGAUUUCAUAAUAUAUUAAUUUAUUUUAGGGUAAGAAUUUUAGAUCGUGAAUCAAUUGGAAUUUCUACUAUUGUAAAAAGAAUUAUUAGUGGAUUUACUCCUUCAAGUUUUAAUCAAUUUUCUCAUGAUCUUGUUGAUAGAUUUUUGGAAAAUGUAACUCAUCUUACAUGUCGGUUUGCUGAGGGUGCUACUGCUGAAGGAAAUGUAAGUUUUUUUUAAAAAGUGGUAAAUAUUUACUGUUGUCUUACUUGACACUGGAUAAUUGUAUUGUUAUUAUAUACAAUAAAAUCUCCUAAUAACGGAAUAGCUCAGUACCAACUGAUCUUCCAGUAAUAGAGAGACUAAAACACAUAGAUUAUGCAGAACUGUUGUUGUUUUCUUCUUUAUAAAGGGUCCGUUAUAAGGAGGUUUUACUAUACAUUUAAUUUAAACCUUACUGAAACUUUUAUAUCUGGUUUAAGGUUAUGACUUUAAUAGUUAUUAAUUAUAAUUUAUCGAAAAAUAAACUUAUGAUUUGUAGCACUUAUAGUUCUCUAAUUAAACUCUGUCUAUUCAGAAAUUUAAAUUUUUACUUUUAUUUUAUUUUAUAGAUUCAUCAUGAUGAUCAAAUGUUUUUUGAAGCAUUCAAUAAUAUUUUACGUCCAUGGGCAUCUAUUAUUGUAAAUAGUAAUCAAUCAAUUUUUCAAGAAGAUAUAUGUAAAAAAUCUUCUUUUGUAAUUUUUGAUACUUACUUGAAAUGCCAUUUAUCACCACCAAAGGGUACAAAAGUCAGUGAUAGUAAGUUUAAUGAAUUGGAUGAACCUGAUCGGAUUGCCAACAAAGAACAACUUCAGUACUUAGGAAUAUUUGGUAGACAAGUAAGUACAGCUUUAAUUGUAGUUUUGUUAUCAAUGUAUUGUGAACUUCCAGUUUAAUAGCUCUUUAACAGUUUUAAGAUAUAGUAAUCAUUCCACAAUAUAAAGAUUGGAGUAUGUUUCCCAGUCCGGCGGAUGUUUUUUUUUUCAUUGGUUUCAAAUAGAUAGUAAUUAAAAAAUGUAAUUCAUUAAAUUAAAAAUAAUAAUAUUUUUUACAUAUAUUUGGAUAUUUUGUAAUAGAAAUGUUGGUGUAAUAAGUACAAAUUAAUUUAAUACAAUUAUUAAAUGUAAAAAAGAAAAAAUGUUCACAGAUAGAAGUAUAUAUAUGCAUUUGUUUCCUUGUUAUAAUUUUAGAUUCUUAUCGGAAUAGGAAAGCUAUUGGUUGAUGAUUUAUACUUUAUUUUUUUAUUAAUUAUUAUUAUUAUUUUUAUUAUUAAUAAUAAUUUGUAUUAAAUUUAUGUAACAGGUUCCAGAACAUACUUUGGAUCUUUUAGUAACUUUAAUAGAAAGUCAAAUUAAAGAAUUGCGAUCAAUAAUUGAACAUAUACAUUGUAGUGGUAGUUCUAAUUGGUCAGAGUCUGUUCAAAAGAAAAUUGAUGAUAUUCAUGAAGACAUUCAUUGGAUGUUCCUUAUAGCUGGUACCAAAUUAUAUUAAUGAAAAUAUUUUAAUUUUUAUUAUUUAUUAAAUCAUUUUUCUAGGCCAUGUGAUCACUGUGGAUAGUGAGGGUGAACCUAGUAUGAUUCCUUCUGAAAUAAUGCAUUAUAGUAUUAGGAAAAGUGAAAAAGUCAACAUUGAGGUGUCAUUAAAAUUUCUUGUUCAUCAAAUGUUAGUUAUGGAUACACCCGGUUCAGAAGAAGCAGUGGAUGAUGUUAUCAAGUAAGUUGAUGAAUUCAAUUUAUUAUAAAUAUUGAAUUAUAUAUUUUUUCUUUUGUUUAUAGAUUGGUAUCUAUUGCGUUUAAUUUAUGUGAAGUAGAAAAUAGGUUAAUAGAAGCAAAAAUGGAAAGUCUUUGCAGUCCAUUGUUAAGUGGUACAAUCGUAUGGUUUUUGCAUGUGUUUUCUCAAACAUAUUUAAUGCCAAAUGAAACUUACUAUAGUGAAGUAAACUAUAAUUAAUCAUAAUUUUGUUAAUUUCUUUUUUUAUUGUUUAAAUAAAAUAAUGUCUUUUAGCUUAGUAUGCCAUUAUUGCAAGCCUUUGGUCAACAUACUGAAGCUGCUAGUUGGGUAUUGAAUUAUUUGCUUAAUAAAGUUGAACGUAACAUCAGAUCACCAUUGUUUACUGAUAUGGAUCUUAUUAAUGAUACGAUCGGUUUAUUAAUUUCUUUGGUUGAAAUUAGGCACAAGUAUGUUAUAAAUAUGCAUAUUUUAAAUAAGUUAUUACAAAUAUAUAUAUAUUUAAAUAAUAAUUAAGUACUUUCAAUAUUACAAAAAAAACUCCCAUCAUAGGAUUGGUUUGUAAACUACUAGUUAUAAAGAAUUUGUUUUUAAAACUGCAAGUUAUAUACGAUAUUAAUUUUUAAACAUAUCUAUACAAAUAUUGACCAUUAUUUAAUAAAUAAUGUUUGUUUUAUUCAUUUUAGAGCUGAAGUAGUUAUCAAUUGUGAAGGGUUUUGGAAAUUAUUUCAAUUACAAGAUCAAAUACCUGAAGUUCAGAUAGUUCCAGAAGCAAAAGAAGGGUUAUACAAAGCAUUUUCUUUAGCUGCAGAUGCUUUUAUUGAGGAAGAUAAACAAAAUGAGUAUUGGAUGCGUGUAAGUAAGAUUUUAUGUUUUAGGUCAUAGUUUAACAAACCACGCAUUCAUCAAUGUUUACUGAAAAAUUAAUUAAUUAAAAUAAAUAUUUUGUCCUAGAAGAUUUAUAUUGAUUUUCCUAUACUUUUAGAUUCUGAGUGGAGCGAGGAAUGUAUUGGUUUUACAAUGAUGUUUAUUUUUUAUUUUUACCUGUGAAAAAUUUUCUUACCAGAAAUCUUGCUUCCAUUUACAAUGACAGCACUUUUUUAAAAGGAUAUCUGACUGGGGAGGUACUUUAAGGAGGUCAUUUUUUGAUUUUCCCAUGAGUUUUCCCAAAAAUGGGAAAAAAAAAACGGGAAAAUAGGUACAAUUUUAAAUAAAUAUUAUUAAAGAAAAUAUAUAAUGCAUAAUGUAAUUAUUUUACCAUAAUGUGACAUAUAUAUUGUUGACAAAGAAACACUAUUAACCGAACUCUCCGAAUCGUUUUUUUAUUAGCAAUGAUUAAUCAUUUGUACAUUUAUACAUUCAAUUUUCCUCCCUCUACUACCUUCCCAUCUUUUUUUUUUUUUUUUUUUUUUUUNCUAUUGAAAAGCUCCGUCAGUUCUUGAUUAUGCCUUUUUCUCCAUCCUUGAAAAACUUGGUCAUAUAUAGGUCCAUAUAUUUUACGAAGUACCUUCCUCUCAAAAACCGCUAAUCUGUCCUCCUCAGUCUUUCGUAACGUCCAGCAUUGUGAACCAUACAUGACUAUUGGUCGUAUGAUUGUCAAGUACAGCUGAGUCUUAACCUCUUUUGACAGGACUUUCGAACUUAGUAGUUUACCAAGUGCAUAGAAGCAUUUAUUUCCCAUUUUUAUUCUUUGUUGAAUUUCGAUUUGACAUUCAUUUUUCUGUGUUAGAAUCGUGCCCAGGUAUUUGAACUCUUCCACUUUUUUGAACUUGUACUGACCAACUGUUAUGGUUUCGAUUACCUGAAGGUUAUCUAGUUCCUUACUAACUUUCAUGUACUGUGUUUUCUCUAUGUUGAGAUGUAGCCCUACCUUCUUUGCCGAUUCUAUUAACCUGCCGCAUAAUUCUACCACUUUUUGUUCCUCUUCCCCUAGCAAGACUAUAUCGUCCGCGUAGGCGAGCAGACUAAAGCAAGUUCUAUCCAUUCUUACUCCUUCAUCUCUUCCAAUAUUUAUUUCUCGGAUCACCUUCUCUAAUACUAAAUUAAAAAGUACUGGCGACAAGGCAUCCCCCUGUCUAAGUCCGGUUCUUACCUCCACCAUCCUCGAUGUCGCGUUUCCUACUUUGACUUUGACUUUAGUCUGUCUUAAACUAGCUUCAACUAAAUGAACUAUUUUCCUUGGGAAGUGGAAAUGCUUCAAAAUUUCGGUUAUGUUAGUUCUAUCUAUACUGUCAUAUGCCUUUUGAAAAUCAACGAAGAUAGCAUGGAGUUCCUUAUUAUAUUCCCAGCUCUUUUGGAAUAACUGCCUGACUUUAAAUAUCUGGUCUGUCGUUGACCUAUUUUGCCUGAAUCCACAUUGAUAGUCUCCCACCACUUGUUCGGCCAGAGGUUUAAUUCUAUCCAGGAUGCAAUAUGAUAAUACCUUAUAUGUUGUAUCUAGCAACGCUAUUCCUCUAUAGUUACUACAGAGCUUUUCAAAGUAUUCUGCCCAUUUCUCCAUUAUUUCUUCCUGGUUCGUCACUAGGCUUCCACAGUCCUUUUUCAGAAAUUUUUCUUGUUUUCUACAUCCGCCUUUAAAGCUAUUUACCUUGUGAUAUAGCUGCCGUGUAUUGUGUGAUCUGUAAUCUUGUUCUGCCUCCCUUAUUACAUUUUGAACAUACUUUCUCUUUUCACAUCUAAAAAUGUUAUGGGCUUCUUUCCUUUUAGCUCUAAAGAUUCUUUCUAUUUCCUGGUUGCUAGCAUCAUUUAGCCAUCUUUCUCUUGCUAUUUUCCUUCUUUUCAGGGCUUCUUGGCAUAUCACAUUAAACCAUGGUUUCUUCGUUCUAUGAGCUUUCCCUAAAACUUUCUCCGACACAUUUCCAAGGGUAUGUUUAAUUAUUUUCCAUUGCUCAUCUACUGUUUCAUGAUUUGAGUUAAAUUCUCGCGCCAUUUUCUGUAAGUUCUCUUGAAACUCUUUAGCUUUCCUACUAUCCCUGAAUUUCUCAACAUCAUACCUGACAAUUUCCGGUCUCACAUUCCUACUCGUUGUUUUUAGCUUAACCCUAAGUUUGCUAGCUACUAGGAAAUGGUCAGAGUCGCAGUCAGCUCCUCUGUAUGUUCUCACAUCCAUUAUGUUAUUGGCAAAUCUCUCAUUUAUUAAUAUAUGGUCUAUUUGGUUUACGUGCCUACCAUCAGGCGACACCCACGUCCCUUUAUGUAUGUUCUUAUGCGGGAACAUUGUACUCUUGACUUUAAGACCUUUCCCUACAGCCAGAUCCACAAUUUUUGUGCCAUUGUCAUUAGUCAUGUCGUGUAGACUGUGGGUACCAAUAGUUGGUCUAUAUGACCUCUCUUUCCCUAUUUUGGCGUUCAUGUCUCCAAGUACAAUUUUUAUUUUACUAUUACUAAUCCCUUCUAGUAGCUGCUCUAUUUCAGUAUAGAAAUCUUCUUUUUCUUGUUGUGAUUUGUUCUCCGUGGGUGCGUGUACGUUAAUAAAUACGAUAUCGAAAAAUUUAGUCUCUAUUUUCAACAGCGCCAGUCUUGGGUUAAUUAUUCUAAAAUCUUUUAUCGUUGGUACUAUAUUCUUACGUACCGCAAAACCAACUCCAAAUUGUCCUCUUUCAUCACACCCCCCGAAAAGGAUUGUCAUAUUGCCCAUGUCUAUACUUCCUGCUUCCUUCCAUCUUAUUUCCUGCAGAGCUACUACACCUAAAUUAUAUUUUUCUACUUCCUUAAUCAUACUUUGUGCCGCACCGGGUUUGUGAAGAGUUCGUACGUUCCAAGUUCCAAAAAUAAGUUCCGUGUUUCCGUUUCCAUGUCUUUUUCCAUUAAAUUUAGUCCGAGGCUUGUUCUUAGGAUCCUGAACAAAGCAUUUUUACGAGGCAGGGUUGUUAGCCCUGCGCUCAACCCCCAACCUGGAGGACCAGACUACCCCGACCAUUUAAGGCCAGGGUAUGGCUACUGCAGUGUACUGGAGGUACACUGGGCGAUGGGAGCGCCACUUUCCCUACGCCGGCACCUUCCCAUCUACUGACAUAUAACAGUAGCUGCACCUGUCCCUAUUAUUCUAAAAUAGCUUUUUUAAUAAUGAUCCAAUAAUUAGUUAUCUUUUAAUCAUUAUUGAAAAUACAUUUAUAAUGUAUGCAAAUUAUAACUGUUUUUAACAAAUUUGAUUUAAAUAUUUUGUGAUAUAGUAUAUUUCUGAAAUGUGACAUACUGUUUGUUUGAUAUAGGUAAUCACUCCAACAGUGGACAAGUUUAAAAAAAUUGUAAUGGAUGAAAAUUUUAAAAAAUUAUACAAUGCAGAUGAUAUAAGAUUAGAAAUAAUGGAUAUACUCCAUAAAUGUAUUGGUUUGGCUAGUGGAGCAGUUAUAAAUACAACUCCAACUAUUUUUUCUAUUUUACAUCCAACGCUUAAUGAAUUUUCUGGGUUAAUUGGAUUAUAUCAUAAUUAUCAGUCAAUUGUCCAUUUAAUUAUUCAACUUUUUGUUGAAUUUUCCAAGAAAAUGUUGUGUUUCCUUAGACUGGUAAGAGUAUGUUUAUGUCAUUAAAUAUAAUAAUAUUAUUAAGAAUGAUUUAAAAGAAAAAAAGAACAAUAUUGAAAUUUACAGUAGAUUGAUUAUUGAGCAUUUAAGAUAAUUAAAUUUAAUAAUUUUUAAAUUAAGUGGUAGUGUUAAGUUGUUUAAUAUGUAUACAUUUGAAUGUAGAAGUCAAUAUUUAUUUAUUAUAGAAACAAAUCAGUAUUUUUCAAGAUGUAAAUAGAAUAAUAAUAAUGAUAGGUAUUUUAAAUUAGUAACUGUAAUUUAUAAUGUACAAAAUAUAAAUUAUUUGUGAAGCAGUUCCUCCAGUACAAUUGCAAAAAACCUCAUACAAUCCAAAAUCGAAGUAAAAUCAGAGCUAUGACUAAUAUUACUAGACGUUUUUGUACUUAACUAUUUCUUUAACAAAUCUAAUGUCAUUCACCCACCUAAUGCGUUUAUGAAGCAACUCCAUCAUUUGUCAAUUCGCACCGCACUUAAUAACUAUAUACAUAUUUUAUUAAAUACAAUUUCUGUGUAUAAUUGUCUAACUUUGGCUGUGGUAACAGGGUUUUUUUUUUAAAUUAAUUAACAUUAUGUUUAUAGAAUAUUUUCCUGAUUAAAUGAAGAGUGGAAACUGAGUAAAAAAAAUAUUUAGUGGGGAAGCAUUGUAAAAUUAGAUCAUUGCUGUCAGUGGUUUGAAUAAUAAUAACAAUAAAAGAAUAAUUUGAUUUUUAAUCAAUUCAAAUAAUUUAAACCUUAUAUAAAAUUAUAUUAUACUUUGAAGCUGAAUAUUUGAAGUUAAUCUAAUAUACGGUUUAACUUGAAUAUUUUGUUUUCUGGAUAAAAAAUAAAGUUAAUACAAAAUAUUUUAAAAUUAGAAAUAAUUUGAAUUUCAGACUGUGAGUAGAAAUUAUUGAUAUAAAUCAAAAUGUAUUUUUUUUCUUUCAGAAAAUACUGUUAGUAAAAGUAUUCAAAAUUAUAUUCAUUUUGUACCUUAAUAAAUACAGAUAUUUCAUUACUUUUUUGAAAUAAAAUUUUUAGAUUCCCAGCUUUAUUUUUUUUAGAUUUAUAGGUUACCUUACUUUUAAAGAGGAAAAACAACUUGUACUACUAAUAAUAUUUACAUAUAAUUUUUUUUUUAUUUCAAUAUUCAUACAUAUAAUAACUCUAUAUCCUUUACCUUUCAUACUUCUCAUCUACAACGGUGUCUUACCUAUUGUGUGAAAUUUGUUUGGUUUUUUUAUAAUUAUUAGUUGCACUUACUUAUUCUGUACUUUUUAUAAUAUAUUUUAUAGGAAGAAAGUGAACAAUUUUACACAUCGUGUUUUCAAAUGGUGGACAUGUAUGCUCGAUAUAAUCUUAAUCGUGUUUCAUUGGACUCUGAUGCUGAAGAGCAAUGUUCUGAAGAUCUCUAUAUAUUUUUAGAACUUCUCACACAUGUUAUGUCAAAAGAGGUUUUAGAUCUUAGUUCUGAUGGUAAGAAACUGAUAUUGUUUAUGUUAUUAUUCUAUUUCAACUCAAUUAUAUUCUAUUUAUAAAAGGGAGAACUCCAACUGGAAAAACUCCAGGGGAUGUCUGUGUUUAUGGACUUCAAAUAAUUUUACCGUUGAUGACCAUAGAUCUUUUGAAAUUUCCUACGCUUUGUUUACAAUACUAUAAAGUAAGUUAAAAAAACAUACACUUUACAUUUAGGUUACAUUUAUUUUUUUUUGUCAAUAAUUUAAGGCUUAAGCGAUAAGACAAUUUAGUUCCUGUUUAUGUUUUUUUUCUUUCUAGAACCCUUUCAUUGAAUUUCACUGUAUAAUGCAACAUUUGGUAUGGUUUGAUUGAUAAAUCUAAUCGAACAGUGAUAAAUAAUAUUAUUGUUACAUUAAUUUUCAGAGUAUUUUGAAGUUCCAAAAAGUUCAAGUGAUUAAGUUUUUACUUACUUGAGUUGCUGUUUAUUCUAACAGAUUAUUUUUAUAAAAUAGUUACCUUUUGUAUUGUUAAAUCCAUAUUUGCAAAUUAUAUUGAUUACAACUUUUUAGUUGUUAUUCAAGUACAAAAAGGUUUGCAAUAUGUGUUAUACAUAUUUAUAUUUUAAUUUAGCAUGCUACUUUGUCUGAUGUAUUUAAGUUAUGAUUUAUUAUGUAUUAUAUAUAAGUACAUAAAACAAAUUGUAUAUAUUAUCUCUUUUGUAAUAUAGUUUGCUGGAUACAUGUGUGAAAUGGUACCAUUGAAAUUAUGCGUUAAAAACGUUGCCAUUUUUAAAGGUGUCUUGGCUUCAAUUGAACUAGGUUUAACUACAUUUGGACAUGAUAUUACUUCAAUGUGUAUUGAUUUCUUACAAUCAGCUGCAUCAUUUAUGUAUCGACACGAUAACUCUACAUCAAUUGAAGCAUAUGAUUUGUUGAAGCCAUUUUUAAAAGUAAUAUAUCAUAUAUAAUAUUAUACAAUACACAUUAAUAUAUCAUAUUUGAAAUUAAUUAGCUAUAGAAAUGUUUUUAAUAAUAAAAAUAAUUAAAUCACAUAAUUAAUUUUAUAGUAUUUAAUGGAACUCAUACUAUCUUGUCAAAUAAGUUCUGAUGCAUUGUCAAGUACUGGUCAUGCACUUUAUACCUUAAUCUGUUGUUAUCCGGUAAGGAAAUUUAAUUUAUUUUAAAUUUGAAUAGUAGUAAUACUUGAGAAAUGUAUUAUUUGGGAUAAAAUAUACAUUCUAUUCUUGAGAUUGUGUAUAUUAUAUUAUAGUAUAUAUAUAAAAAUAAAUACAAAUUAUAAAUAUAAUCCUCUCCUAUUGUGGUAACUAUUAUUUUGUCUCCACAGAAUAUAUCUAUGCUCAUUUUGAAUUAAAGUCAGUAUAGAAUGGCCUUAUAUUUUUGUUGAUCUCAAUAAAAUAUAAUCAUUAAUUAUUUUUUAUUGAAAAUUGAAUUCCGAAUGUAGUAAAAAAAAAUAAGAAUAGGCUUUGUCCUUUGAAUUUCUCCUAAUAUUUUGUAUUAGGGAGAAAAUGUCCUAAGAUCUGUUUUAUAAGAAUAAUGAUUGAGAUAUAUUUUGAAUAAACUUAGAUUAAAACAAAUUAUUAGUUAAUUGUUAAACCAAACAGAUAUGCUUGAAAAUUUAAUAAGAUGUUAAUUAUAAGUUGGACUAGUUGUCAAAAACAAAAAAAAAUUGAGCAUAAUGUAGUAAUUUUUAAGAUCUAAUAUUAACAAUUUUUUUAAAAAAUUACGGUAUUUAUAACUGAACUUCACUCAAAAUCAUUUUUCCUUUUUAUAAUUAAAUUUUAAAAAUAUUUUAUUUUCUAGAAUGAGUUUCAGCAAAUAUCAAUGCAAUUAAUUAACAAUCAAACUGAUGAAUUAAUAGCUGAACGACUACGAUGUGCUUUUACUUUGUUAACCAGUAAUAUUGACUUUAACGGACAACAUUCAAUGAAAUGUCGUUUUAAAAAUAAUUUUGAUUGUUUUACAACAAAUAUACGUGGUUUCCUAUUUGUUAAAUAAUAAAAUGUUGAUAAAUUAUUUUACGUAUUAAUUUUUUUUUUUUACGACGAGGUUGAAAUAAAAUUUAACACUAAUUUAUUAAUCCGUACAAUAUAAAAAUAAUGAAGCUUGUAAAUUCUGUUUAUUGAAACAAAUUUAAGUAAUUAUUAAUUAAUUUUUAAAUAUACAUUUAUUAUUAUAAGUAGGGAGUAAUUAAUAUUAUUGAUUUUGUAUAAACCGAGUCAAUUACUUACUAACACCGCAUUUUUAUUUUAUAAUAAUGUGAAUAAUAAUAUUUACUUAUAAGUA